Molecule: messenger RNA, 894 nt
Organism: Saccharomyces paradoxus
Lineage: Eukaryota; Fungi; Ascomycota; Saccharomycetes; Saccharomycetales; Saccharomycetaceae
Gene: RRP7
Product: Rrp7p
Exons: 1
Coding region: 1-894 (297 amino acids)
Biological process (GO): ribosomal small subunit assembly; rRNA processing
Cellular component (GO): UTP-C complex; CURI complex
Source: RefSeq, a predicted model, not a curated record
AUGGGUAUUGAAGACAUUAGCACCAUGAAGAAUGGGUUCAUAGUGGUGCCGUUUAAAUUACCGGAUCACAAAGCACUACCCAGAACCAAAGAAACUCCCUUGCAUUUCAUGUUUGCUAAAAGACACCAGAGUUCGAAUGCCAACGAAUCUAAUUGUUUGUUUUUGGUCAAUCUUCCACUCCUAUCUAACAUAGAGCACAUGAAAAAAUUUGUUGGGCAACUCUGUGGGAAAUACGAUACAGUAUCACAUGUAGAGGAACUACUAUAUAACGAUGAGUUUGGCUUACAUGAAGUGGAUUUAUCAGCAUUGACCUCCGAUCUGAUGUCCCCCGCCGACAUCAACGAGAAGAGAUACACACCAAGGAAUACAGCUUUAUUAAAAUUUGUUGAUACCGCAAGCAUAAAUAACUGCUGGAAUGCUUUAAGGAAGUACUCGAAUUUGCAUUCCAAGCAUCCAAGCGAACUAUUUGAAUGGACCUAUACGACUCCAUCAUUUGCAACUUUUGUCAAUUUCUAUAAACCACUAGAUAUUGAUUAUUUGAAAGAAGAUAUUCAUACGCAUAUGGCAAUUUUUGAACAGCGUGAAGCUCAAGCGCAAGAGGAUAUUCAAAGCUCCAUAGUAGAUGAGGACGGAUUCACAUUAGUUGUAGGAAAGAACACUAAGUCAUUGAAUUCCAUAAGAAAGAAAAUUUUAAACAAAAAUCCACUAUCCAAACAUGAAAAUAAGGCUAAGCCAAUUUCAAAUAUAGAUAAAAAGGCAAAGAAAGAUUUCUAUAGAUUCCAGGUUAGGGAACGUAAAAAGCAGGAGAUCAAUCAGUUGUUAAGUAAAUUUAAGGAAGAUCAAGAAAGAAUCAAGGUAAUGAAAGCCAAGAGAAAGUUCAAUCCAUACACUUAA